Molecule: messenger RNA, 854 nt
Organism: Benincasa hispida (wax gourd)
Lineage: Eukaryota; Viridiplantae; Streptophyta; Magnoliopsida; Cucurbitales; Cucurbitaceae
Source: RefSeq, a predicted model, not a curated record
CCAUGUCAUUAGCUUCAUCGCAACUCAGCUUUCUCUCCACCGCCUUCUCCUUCUCCUUCUCCGUUCGCACCCCUCGACGGACCAAUAACCUUCUCCAUUCUUCCAAUGCCGGCGUCUCUUGUAAACUCCCCCCCGCCGCCGACGAUCCAAAUGGAUUAUUAAACAGGGGAAGUGAGAAUCGCCUGGCGAAGCUUGCGAUUGUUACUCUGGCGGCUGGAGUUUUGACAUUGGGAUCAGUUCAUGAUGCUUCCGCCGCCAAGACGGGCGGCCGAGUCGGCGGUCAGGCCUUCCGAUCAGCGGCUCCUCGGUCAUCGUCGCCGAGAAUCAACAAUAAUUCCAGAACAAAUAUAUACAUAAAUCCAAGAGUAGCACCUCCUUUAGUAGGUGGCUAUGGGUUUGGUUAUGGUGUACCAUACUAUGGUGGAUGGGGAUGGUCUCCAUUUUCAUUCUUUGCACCUUCCCCAGCUGUUGCUGUUGGCAUUGGAGGAGGUUUUGAUCUUCUUUUUCUCUUCAUUUUGCUUGGUACUGUUGCAGCUUUUGUGAGGAGAUUCUUUGGAAGAAGAGAAGAUGAUGAUGAUUAUUAAUAACAACCUAAGUCCUGGAUGGGAUAUUGGAUUCAUACUUUAUAUUGACACUUUUGAGCUUACUUUUUUGUGGGAGAGGUUUUCUUGGUCAUAUUUUACAGGGUCAGACUUGUCACGUAUAAUGUAUUUGUAUAAGGGGAGAUGAGAUGCUAUGUAAUUACAAAGCUUAGUGUAUAAAAUGUAUAGUCAUUUAUGUAAUUUCCUUUAGAGUACGAUGAAUAUGAUCUUAGCUCAACUCAUGUAACUCACGUAAGGUAUGCACUCUCAUCC